UAUACUCGCUUUCCCUCACAUCCAUUUUACGAGAAGGUUGGCGUUGUCUCGCGUCUGUUUUAAACAUUAUUGUAAGCAAUCAUGAGCAGAGACAGAGCUCCAAGGGUUUUUCUUGGUCGUCUACCUCGGGAUAUCAAGGAAAGAGACGUUGAGAAGUUUUUUCGAGGAUUUGGACGUAUCCGAGACAUAAAUUUGAAGAACGGAUUUGGCUUUGUGGAAUUUGAAGAUUAUAAAGAUGCUGAUGAUGCUGUUUACGAGAUGAACCACAAGGAAUUCAUGGGAGAAAGGAUUACAGUGGAACAUGCUCGUCCAACCUCAAGAAGUGGAGGUGGUGGAGGGGGCAGCGGUGGAGGAGGAGGGAGUGGAAUGAGAAGAGGUGGUGGAUUCAGGUUCCGAGACAGAUAUGGUGCACCAUAUAACACUGAGUACAAGUUGACUGUAGAGAAUUUGUCAUCUCGUGCAAGCUGGCAGCUACAGUAGUGGUAAGGUACUUUAUGGGAGCUUGGUUUAGGCAGAAAUCAAUUCCUGAUCUCUAACCUGGUCUGUGCGUAAAAAGGGGAAAAAUUAAUGGCCUUGGCAUAAAAUAUGACACUUGGCUUGCCACCUUAAGAUUGUGUAGAUCAUUCGAUUCCUGGUAUGGUUACUUGGUCAGUGGCCCUGUAUACUCUUGGCUGCACUUUUGGCCCAUUCAUCGAUAUCUGUUUUACAAGCUGAGAUGAGAUUCUGUAUGGCAUGAAGGCCUUGGUUAUCAACUGGGUUAAGUUUGAAGUUCUUGGUCUAAAUAGGUAGUUUUGCGAAGGUAAGGUAUAUGUCUAUGUGCUCUAAGGAUAGAUUUACGUCCUCUUUGUUUGGCUUUGGGGAUGUGUAAUGUUUACAGUACAUAUCAUUUACCAUUUUAUAUUCAUUAGUAUGCAUUUGAUAAACAUAUGAAGUGAAUGAAGAUUGCACGUACGCAAAUAACUAGAAUCAGUAACGUAGUAUAAGAUGGUAACAGGGCUCGACACUAAGUUUUCAACUUACUAGCCUAGUGGCUAGUGACAACUUAGAUGACGUUGGCUAGUUCCAAUAACAGGAGAAAGUACGAUUGCCGAAUUUUUCCGCUUUGCCGCUAGAAGUUUUAAACUUACAGCUUCUUCAGUGGGUCGUAAUUUUCAGAACUCUGGUCUUUGCCUUUUUCGUUUUUACCGCCGUUAAGAAACCCUCCUAUAUCCAUUACGGAAUUUUGAGAAAAACAAAACAAUGAGAUUUUGCAUCUGAAACCGUCUGACAAGUAGUCAGCACCCCUUGUGUCACGCUUGACUGGUAACAUUAAAAACAGCGGACCAAUUUAUCAUCUCAAUGAAUUGUGCCAAUUUUACUUUUGUUCAAUGGCCUGGUGUUUUCCAUCAAAUCUCUCGCCGACAGAUCAUGAAGAAAAAUCUAGUGAUUUUCCCGAAAAGACUUUCAGGACUCUGUUUUUCUUUGAGACUUCUUGGGAAAAUAUCAUUGUAAAAACUCUCGAGGCUUCUUCACAGACAGGUGCCGUAGAAAUGUUUCAAAAGCAAGACAACUAUCUGAACAACACUGCAAACUGUCGUUGGCGAAAUUCAAUUGCAAGAAGUGGCUGAUUUAAAUGUUGAAGGAAAUAAUCUUUCUCGUGUAAUUAUUUCUGUAGUGGUACGUUUUGUCAGUGUGUAUACAGUGACAAAUCAUCCAUGGUAUGUUAUGCUAAAUGAAAUGUUAUCCCUUAACAGUUCCGCACAAGUUUGCGCAUGAUUUUAUCAGGAAGCUCAUGUUUUUGAUCUAAUUUUGUAACAAAAAAGAACAUUGAUGUGUGCUUUCAGAAAAUGCUGUCUUGGUUGUCAAAUAUUUCUUUCAACAUAAUAACAUGUUCAGUUACCCGUUUACGUACCACACACACAGCGAAAAGUAAACACGUAAAUUUUCAUAUGUGCUGAACAGCACGUGCCCAGUAACAUGAUACGUCCACAAUAAAAUUCUGGCCUUGUUUUCGAGGAAAGUGUUUAUGUUUGUCUUCCUCAAGGAAGACAGAAACUAGUUUGGGCAAUUUUAUUUUGUCUACUAGCCAAAAAGGAUAUUAGAAAUCGAAAACCUAUUAGCUAAAACUAAAAUUCUACUAGUGUGUGGCUAGUUGGCUACCAGUAGUGUCGAGCCCUGAGUUUAUACCUGUGGAGGUGGUGUGGCCGAGUGGUUAAGGGUGCUGGAUUUGAAAUCUGGAGGUCCCUGGUUCAAAUCCUCCCUACCGCUAUGUGG
Molecule: messenger RNA, 2253 nt
Organism: Orbicella faveolata
Lineage: Eukaryota; Metazoa; Cnidaria; Anthozoa; Scleractinia; Merulinidae
Product: serine/arginine-rich splicing factor 6-like
Cellular component (GO): cytoplasm; nucleus
Molecular function (GO): mRNA binding
Source: RefSeq, a predicted model, not a curated record